Molecule: messenger RNA, 3102 nt
Organism: Ilyonectria robusta
Lineage: Eukaryota; Fungi; Ascomycota; Sordariomycetes; Hypocreales; Nectriaceae
Exons: 5
Coding region: 1-3102 (1033 amino acids)
Molecular function (GO): GTP binding
Source: RefSeq, a predicted model, not a curated record
AUGUCUGAUCAGAGAACGCUGAAGCGCCUGGUGGUCUUGAUUGAUGGGAGCGAGACGCGCGAAAAGAAGAAGGAGGUGAACCAGUCGAAUAUCCAACGGCUCAAGCAGCUCGUUCGAGAGGGCAUAUGCCCUUCGGGGCGUGCUCUGGUACAGAUACCGAGAUACUACGUCGCCGUCGGCAACAUUCCCAAGUUCGGCGACAAGUUCAAGUCCAAACCCGCGACCGACGAUACCGCCGACGUCAUUAAAACCAUCGUCAAGGACGUGUGCUCCACGCUCGAACACGCCGAAGAUGAGCUCUGGCUGUAUGGAUCCGGCCACGGCGCCUUUGUGGCCCGCGCAGUUGCUGGAAUCGUCCAUCGUAUGGGUCUGCUGAAGAAACAGUUCGCGCAUAGAUUCGACGACCAGUUCGAUUUAACAUGCGCACUCAUCAAGGCAGAGCUCGAGGACGACUAUCGGAAUGGCACACACCUGGUGCAGACGGUCAAAGGCAACGCCGGUGACCCGCCUCGGAUACCCUUUGUCGGUCUUUUCGACACGGUGAAGCUCACGUCGGUGAAGACGCGUUACGACAUCUCGCUUGGUCCAUCCAUUGAGAUUCUGCGGCAUGCGCUCGCUAUCAACGAAAGCCGGUCCAACAGGGUCCCAGAGGUGUUCGAAGUCCCUAGCGACACUGAAAUGACGAGACGGUCUCUUAUCCAAGCUUGGUUUCUUGGCACAACCGACGAUCUGUGCGGUGGCACUGCCAAUGACGGGCUUUCUCUGUAUCCGCUCCAAUGGAUCCUACUCGAGAGCAUCACAGCUGGGUUGAGUGUACGUUCCAUGGAGAAACCAACCGCUGUCGAGAAUCCGCUCUCUCUCGUCUUUCCCCAAUACGCUGGUAACCUGCCAAAUCUGGACGGUUCAGAAGAUAUUGAAUGGCGCCUCAAAUAUUCGAAUGGCAUUCAGGUCAGUAUGUUUGACCUCCAGAGCUCUCAUGCGGCGCGCUCGGCGGCCGGCGGUGAAAUCCACAGCUUGAAACACGACCCCGAGCGCUUCUCACGCGGUGCCACACGUAAAGUAUUCGGCGCAGAUGGUCUGAAAGGAUGGAGCAACAAUGGACCAUACGGUACGGUGAUUCAUGCUUCCAUCUUCUGCGUGCUCGAUAGAUACCCUCGGUACCUUGAGCUUCCCAGCUUCAAAACUAUCAAAACAAAAAUCUCAAACUUCCAGGACACUUGCCUGGUCGAUGACGACAACUCGCUUGCCCCAUGGCUUCGAGAUAUGCAACUGCAAGCAAGCGGUGUCAAGGCAUUUCGGAUAUUGGUCUGUGGUAAGACUGGAGUGGGCAAGUCGACACUAAUCAACAAGGUGUUUGGUGUUGAAAUGACGGGGGAGUCUAAGUCCUAUGAUCAGGGCGUCCAUGACAUAAACGAAGCCUUUGAGUCUCCACUACACCCGGGAUUGCUCAUUCACGACUCGAGAGGCUGGCAGGCAGGAAGCGACACAGAACUCGAUUUAAUUGCAAAGUUUCUCAGGCACCGCGCGUUCCAGGAAGACCCUGCCAAAGCCCUGCACGUCAUUUGGUUCUGUGUGGACGCCGAUGUGAGCCGCAUCGAAGAAGCAGACAAGCGAACCUUUGCAACUAUUGCCCAAUUCUCGCAUCAAGUCCCCGUAUUCGUCAUCGGUACGAAGAAGGACAAACUCACCGGCUAUCGUAAAAUGAAGCUGCUGGAGGAGCUAAUGGAGAAGACAAACGAUUACAAAGAGGCCAAGAAGCUAGCGGACGAACAGGCCAACAUGAUGGCACAGGCGCAGUUCGAUGAGCUCAGAAACCAGUUGUCACAGAUCGAACACUACAAGGCCGAUGGGUACUGCUGUCUUUCAAAAGAUGACGAUGCGGGCGUCAAAGAUCUCCUCUCCCAAACCCUCGGACUUAUUGUUGACGAACGUGUACGUCUCUUUUGCGUCGCGGCGCAAGUCGUCGACGUUGAACAGAAAAUCAACUCAGCGAUAACAGAAUGUAUGAGAUUAGGUACUCAUGCAAUUCGCACCGCCGCUGUCCCUCUCCCAUUCUCUGGCAUAAUCGGAACGCCCACCGUCUCGCGACUCAUCUGCGAACACGUCCUGCAAUGCUUCGGAUUUCCCAAGGCGACCCCGGAUGAAAUAGAGAAGAUCAUGUCAGACAUUGUCAUGGGGAACCUGAAGACGUUCAUGAAGGUCUCUUUGAUGCAAUUCGCCGCCGUGAGCGCAGUCACUCUUGGUGCAGCGAUCCCGACGGCUGGUAUUGGUGCAAUCGUCGGUAUUGCUGGUUGCAUCUGGGGUCUGCCGCCAACAGCGAGAAUGCUUCUCAAGUGCUCCUGCGACAUGAUCCUCAUCCUCGAACGGUCCUUUCGAUACGACGGCAAGUAUGUUUCCGUGAAGCAGAUCGAAGACGCCGCAAAAUACUACACCAGCAACAUGAUCAAGACUUUCGCCGGCAAGGAGAAGCGCCUGCAGCAACAGGUUCACGACGAGAUCGACCAACUCCUCCCGCUGAACAACUUUACCAUUGGCUUCAAAUUCAACAAACUGCGAAGCGCCGUCGAAGAGACCAUCUACAGCAAUCGCUUUGGGAAACCGCCAGACUACAAAUCGCUUAUGAGCACCUCCAGCCUUGCACUGGCCAGAAACUCAAACGACCCUGCAGAACUUGCGGUGCCUCAUGUCGUCUCCGAGCUACAUGGUGACGAGAAGCCGGCCUUGUUGUCAUCCGACCCAGAUUCGGUCAAAUACCUCAAAAGCACAGGCGAUUCUUGCAAGCCCGCGGCGGAGCUAGACUCAACCGAGGUGCUAAGCACUUCCAUGAGUGUCACAUCCAUGUCCAAUAGCGGCUUCAGCCCGGUAGAAACGAUGACGAGCGCGACGACGCCUAUGAGUGACCACGGGCAAAGUAGUACGGCCAAACUAUCGGAGCUCUGGGUGGAUCCGCCUGAGCUUGAGGGCAAUACCCUGAUUGGAGGUCCGAGAGAAGAGUUGGAAGGCUCCGUACCAGCAGCAGCAAAGGCUGAGGGAACAUCUAGGUCUCGCUGGGGGAAGCUGUCGACGUGGAAGAUUGGCUCUAAGAAGCCCAAGACUAAAUGA